This is a messenger RNA of Ceutorhynchus assimilis (cabbage seed weevil), 559 nucleotides long. Lineage: Eukaryota; Metazoa; Arthropoda; Insecta; Coleoptera; Curculionidae. The record is from the annotation of a GenBank genome assembly.
UGACUGUCAAAAUUUUGACGUUACAUUAUAACCUCACAAAAAAAGAAUCUAUUUUUUUUUGUUUAUUUAAAUAAUUAAAUAAUUAAAUAAUAAAUAAAUAAAAGAAAUGUUGCCUCCGGCAAGCGGCACUGGAAUUUACACGUCAGUUUCCCCUAAAGUGAUCAGAUUGUUAAGGCAAGGCUGCACUAACAGGCCUUUUUUCCAUGUCGUAGUAGCUGUCAACCGGGCCCACCAGAGUCGUCCGGUAAUCGAACAGGUCGGCAGCUACGACCCGAUGCCGAACCGGCACGACGAAAAACUGGUCGCCCUGAACUUCGAGCGGAUCCGGUUCUGGAUCGGCAACGGAGCCGAAGUUUCGAAACCGGUCGCUCAGCUUCUAGGCCUUGCCGGUUUCUACCCGGUUCAUCCGACCAGUUACUUACAAGCCUGGAAAACCAGGGAAAAAAUGGAAGAGAAAAAUGAGGAAAAAUCGAAUUAGUUGUAGAUAAUUUGUUGUAUAUUACAUUUUAGAAUUUUUUUUUUUAAAUAAAAAGUGUUUUCUUUAAUUCCUUAUAUAUAC